GAGGUGACUGUGCCAUCAGGCAGAUUUGAGCCCAGGCACCGCGGAGUGAGGAAGGAGAGGAGCCAUCCAGGGAGGCAGCGCGACGCGCAGUUAUGCUUCUGUGAGCCCAAACUCAGAGGUGGACGAUUUCAUCACCAGCACAAAGAGAAAUCAAAAGUCGGCUAAUCCAAGCACAACACAGAGGGCAUCAGAUCGCUGCAGUAUGGCAGAGCACAGAGACAACAUAGACGACUUUAAGGUCCAGACAGCCAAGCACGCCAACAUCAGCUCGGCUCCUCUGCGGCCGCACAACGAUUACUCUAAAGACCGAGCGUCCAAAAGGCUUUCGACGGACUCUAAUGGGACCAGUGAAGGAGGCGCGGGCUCCUCCACGCCCGUGGAAGUGACCGCGCUGGAGGAGUCGUUCCGGCGCUUCGCCAUUCACGGCGACACCCGCGCUACAGGCAAGGAGAUGCACGGCAAGAACUGGUCCAAGCUCUGCAAGGACUGCGGCGUGAUCGAUGGCAAGAACAUCACGCUGACUGACGUGGACAUCGUCUUCAGCAAAGUCAAGAAGAAAUCCUCUCGCAACAUCACAUUUGACGAGUUCAAAGUUGCACUCGGAGAGCUGGCCAGGAAGAAAUAUAAAGAAAAGACAGGAGACGAGGCCGAGGCUGAAGUGUUCAAGCAGAUUGAAGGAAAGGCGCCUGUUAUCGCAGGAGUCACGAGGGCUGUGGCGUCUCCGACAGUGAGCCGCCUUACAGACACCUCCAAGUUUACAGGGUCACACAAGGAGCGCUUCGAUCCAACGGGUCGCGGGAAGGGUAAGGCGGGACGAGUGGACGUGGUUGACACUUCCGGGUAUGUCUCAGGAUACAAGCAUCAAGGGUCGUAUGAAAAGAAAGUCACUAAACCAACCGUGGGCAAACCCAUGUAGAGGCGAAGAUGAGGGAAUAAACAUUUGAUCCAAACAAACAAACAAAAAAAAAAACACUCAAAGGAAGCACAAAAGAAUAAUAUGAUUUCAUGUAUUUUCCAACCCAUUUUGAUUCUGUGUGUGUACGUGUGUAUUUACUGAAUAUGUGUGCGCGUGUGUGUUUGCGUGGAAAGAGUGUUUUUGGUUCCUCUCUUUGUCAAGUGUGAGAACUGGAAAAUUGUUUACAUCUGUAUUUUACAAAGUCACCACAUUCCUGUCUGAAGCACGUUACUGCCAAACACUGUAGAAAACAAAUGAGAGAAACUGCAGCGCCAUGAAUAUUGAAGCUUUGUGAUCAACAAUAACGUGCCACGAAAAAUGAAAAUGGUUUGAUGAUUUUGACUUAACACGCUUCCAUUGCCAUAACUAGGUGAAGCAGAAGAAAUGCAUUUUGAAAUAGUUUUGCAGACUUUUGAUAAAUUAGCACAUAUUUCUGACAGAUAUUUCCUGUGAAAACUUCAAUUACGUCCACCCUCUGUGAUUUCCGACAUGUCAGCCAUUGUUAAGUCCAACUUAAAGCUGUCAUGAGAAACAUUUUCUCAGUUUGCUUCUGUAUGAAAAUAUGAAAAACAAAACAAACAGGCCUGCUUCUAACGCCCUAAACAAAAGGACUUUUAUUACAAUGUCUCUUCAUUCAGAGCUAAUUCCAUUUUAUCUCCAACAAAACACUUGUUAACUGUUAACGUGCAUUUCUUUUUUACUGGUGUAUUUAGCUGAAGGAAGCUCUGACCUACACCACGCCACGCCGGUGAGCUCAGUUGUACAAGAUUGUAUUUUUACUUAAUAUUGUUACUCCCUUAAUCAGAUUUCUAUACAGUAGUUCUAAUAUAUUUGUGGUAAGAUUGUGUAUAUUCUAAAACCUUAUAGCCACAUAAUUUAUGACACUGGCUUAUGUUUUUAUUUUUCCUGUAUUGCUGUACUUUGUGCAUGUUAUGUAUAUUGCAUUUGAUUCAGAAGCAUAUAGAUGACAGUAGGAGUUUGUCAUAUCUUAACUGCUGUGCAGAGUGACUACUGGACAGACGUAUUUUCUUGCUAUAUAUAUAUAUAUCUACAAACACAGUUUUAAGCAGGUGUGCAAAAACAAAAUGCUUUCACAUAUAUGAAUUAAAUUAGUAGAUAUUAAAUCAAUCUACAAAA
Solea senegalensis (Senegalese sole) is the source of this 2092-nucleotide messenger RNA. RefSeq names its product tubulin polymerization-promoting protein. The record is from RefSeq and is a predicted model, not a curated record. The coding region runs from base 203 to 916 and encodes 237 amino acids. Gene Ontology annotation, biological process: microtubule bundle formation; microtubule polymerization; positive regulation of protein polymerization. The transcript has 5 exons. Gene Ontology annotation, cellular component: microtubule. NCBI's taxonomy places the organism in Eukaryota, Metazoa, Chordata, Actinopteri, Pleuronectiformes, Soleidae. Gene Ontology annotation, molecular function: tubulin binding.